Paramacrobiotus metropolitanus is the source of this 1039-nucleotide messenger RNA. Its product is annotated as multiple coagulation factor deficiency protein 2 homolog. Gene Ontology annotation, molecular function: calcium ion binding. The transcript has 5 exons. Lineage: Eukaryota; Metazoa; Tardigrada; Eutardigrada; Parachela; Macrobiotidae. Bases 281 to 703 code for a protein of 140 amino acids. The record is from RefSeq and is a predicted model, not a curated record.
UAUCGUUUAGCAUAUCGGCCUAUCGCCGGCUAUCAGGUGCCGUUAACGAUAACGAUAAAAUAAACAGACCCUAUCGGCAAAGUAGUAACUUUUCGAAAUGUGUACCUUUUAAAACGGUACUCAUGUAUUCGUACAGCAGCUAAUGGGGUAUGAUGAUCUUUUGAUUUUGUUUCUUUUUUCGGCAAGUGCAUACCAUGCACUCCUUGUAUAUCAUUCCCAAUUAAAGUAACUAAUUCCAUAAUAAUCGUUUUCGGCUAACUGUAUCUGCUAAACGGGCAACAUGCUAACUCCCAUUUUGCUGAGUAUAUGUUUCCUCCCCGUUUUUAUCGCCGGUUCGUCCGGCCCACUCGGCGGAAGUCCAGCGGGAAAACCGGCGCUGACGGAAGAUGAGGCGCACAUAAAGGAACAUUUAAAAGACUGGGCUGAUGUUGAUACGAGCAAAAUGUCUCCCGUGGAACUGGAAUUCCAUUAUUUCAAGCUGCACGAUAGCGACGGAAAUGGCAAAUUAGACGGACUGGAAAUGUUGCAAGCCCUACUGCACAGCGGAAACGAAGACCCCCAUCACGAACGUUUAGAACCUUCGGAACCAAUAGAUUUGAAAGUUUAUACAGACAUAAUUGACCAAGUUUUAAAAGAUGAUGAUCUUGACCAGGACGGUUACUUGAGUUACGAGGAAUACACGCACCGGAUAAAGUCAUCCUGACAUUAAUCAGGAAACACCACUUUCGCUGAUUUUCGCUCGUAUGGAACACGUUUUAUCAACUCCAUUCGCAAUAUCCAUUCAUUCAGGCGGAAAAUACUCCGGGAGAAUUUUUUCGUACAAGUCCACAUCCAGAUCUAGGAAGACGCAAAAGACGAUUCGGUCCACCUGAAGCAGUCCAAAAUGCUAUUAAUAUUUUGUACAUAUAUUCGAAAUUUCGAGGAUAUUCACACUCUUCACCGUUUCGGGCAGGUACUUCUAUAAUAUUAUCACGAUUUAUUAUAACGUUUUUAAAUGCUUGCUGUGUUUCCGUAACACGCCAGCUGUGCAAAUCCGACA